ACGACUGCUUUGGCGAGAUGAUCCUACACAAGCCCCCGAUGUGUAUUUGAUGGACGUCGCAACGUUUGGUGCAACGUGUUCACCGUGUUCGGCACAAUUCGUGAAGAAUUUGAACGCUAAGGAGCAUUCAAGACAGUAUCCAGUUGCAGCCGACGCAAUUAUCCGGAAGCACUACGUGGAUGACUACUUGGACAGCGCUGACGACGUUGACGAAGCGGUGAAGCUGGCACAUGAAGUCAAACUGGUCCACUCUCUCGGCGGAUAUCAUCUGCGGAACUGGCUUUCAAAUUCCACCGAGGUUCUCGCACGGGUCGGGGAGAGAGACCCAGUCACAGAAAAGUGUCUCCAGCUGGACAAGAACAGUUCAACCGAACGCGUGCUCGGGAUGUACUGGAAGCCGGUCGACGAUGUCUUCACGUUUACAACGACGCUAGCGGUGGGUGCGGAGCAUCCAACUAAGCGCCAGGCACUGCGAGUAGUGAUGAGCCCAUUCGAUCCGGCAGGAUUGUUGUGUUUUUUCCUCAUACACGGCAAGGUACUAAUCCAGGAGCUGUGGAGGGCGAAGACGACAUGGGAUCAACUAAUUCCGGAGGAGUUACUUGGGAAGUGGAUGCGGUGGACGAGUUUGUUCAAACAUCUGGACCAGAUUAGCAUUCCGCGUUGCUACUUUCCGCAACGUUCGGUGAAAGAUAUCUUGUCGCUGCAACUGCAUAUCUACGUGGAUGCUAGCGAAGAAGCUUAUGCGUGUGUCGCUUACUUUCGGGCGGUAUUUCCGGAUGGGAUUUCUGUUGCGUUAGUCGGUGGGAAAUCCAAGGUGGCUCCACUGAAGGCACACUCCAUCCCACGGUUGGAGUUGAUGGCAGCGGUAAUCGGAGUUCGCUUGAUGAAGACCAUCCUCACUGGGCACUCGCUCGUAGUCGAGAAGACAGUGUUAUGGUGUGACUCUAAGACGGUGCUGGCUUGGAUAAAUUCAGAUCAUCGAAGAUAUCGCCAGUUCGUAGCUUGCCGAGUAGGUGAGAUUUUGUCCAAGUCGGAGGCGAAGCAAUGGCGUUGGAUAUCAUCGAGAAAGAACAUCGCCGACGAUGCGACAAAGUGGGGAAAAGGGCCGUGUUUGUCCUCAGGCGGCCGUUGGUUCCGUGGUGACAACGAUUUAUAUUUGCCAGAAGAUCAAUGGACCGUAGAUGCAGAUUCAGUCGGCGCGACGACCGACGAAGAGCUGAGGUCGUGUUUGGUGCACAAGGAGGUUAUCGUACCGCCACAACUUGUGAGGUGGGAGCGAUUCUCGAAACUGACGCAUUUGUAUCGAUCGGUAGCACAUGUUCAUCGCUACGUACAAAAUCUACGGCGAACGGUAAAACGAGAGACUCGACUGGACGGACCACUCACUCAAGAGGAAUUAGCAACAGCCGAAACCACAAUCUUUCGUUGGGUGCAGUGUGAGCAGUAUCCGGACGAGGUGGCGACUUUGUCAGUAAUGCGGGACAAGCAGCCAGGACAACAGGCGCGGCUAGAGAAAACCAGCAAAAUAUACAAACUGUCUCCGUACUUGGACGAAGCAGGUGUUAUUCGUUCUGAUGGAAGGAUAUCUGCUGCGACCGUCGCCGCGUUUGACACUAAGUUUCCAGUAAUAUUGCCGAAAGCCCAUCCAGUGACUAGACUGCUGGUUGAAUGGUACCACCAACGAUUUCUUCACGCCAAUGGCGAGACUGUCGUGAACGAAGUGAGACAGCGUUUCCACAUAUCGCAACUGCGCCCGUUCGUGCGUAAGGUGGCUAAAGAGUGCGCCUUGUGUAAAGUCAAGAAGCCAAGUCUGGCGACACCCCGAAUGGCUCCACUCCCGGCGGCCAGGUUGCAGGCGUACGUACGUCCAUUUUCCUACGUAGGCGUCGACUAUUUCGGGCCGAUCGGCGUGCGGGUGAACCGAAGUAUUGCAAAACGAUGGGUAGCUCUGUUCACGUGUAUGACCACACGAGCAAUCCAUCUCGAAGUCGCUCACACACUUUCAACGGAAUCUUGCAAGAUGGCGAUCAGGCGUUUCAUCGGACGCAGAGGAGCACCUGUGGAGAUCCGCAGCGACAGGGGCACAAAUUUCGUGGGAUCGAGCAACGAACUUAAGCAAGAGAUGGGCAAAAUCGAGCGCCAGCUUGCCGAAACGUUCACCAACGCGAACACGAAAUGGGUGUUUAACCCACCUGGAUCACCUCACAUGGGUGGCGCCUGGGAGCGUCUAGUGCGGUCGGUGAAAACCGCUCUUGCUGCAAUGGAGUCUUCUCGAACGCCGAACGAAGAAACGCUGGCAACGUUGCUAGUGGAAGCUGAGAGUGUGGUCAAUUCGAGACCGCUAACAUAUAUUCCUCUGGAGACGGCGCAACAGGAGGCUCUAACACCGAACCACUUUCUUCUAAUGAGCUCGAGCGGCGUAACGCAGACUCCGAAGACGCUUACGGAUCCAAGACAAGCCUGCAGGAGCGACUGGAAUCUAUGCCGUACAAUGGUAGAUCAGUUUUGGCGCCGGUGGGUGCGGGAAUAUCUUCCUACCAUCGCACGUCGUACCAAGUGGUUUGAGGAGACAAAACCGAUCGAGGUAGGAGAUUCGGUGAUCAUCGUGGAGGAGAAGAUACGCAACGGAUGGAUUCGAGGACGUGUAGCCAAGGUCGUGGUGGGCCGAGAUGGGCGAGUUCGCGAUGCCGUGGUGCAGACUCCCGACGGAAUGGUGCAUCGACCUGUAGCAAAGCUGGCGCGGAUCGACAUAGAAAAGGUGGGGCUUCAGCCGGGAACAGCAGAAGGUAAAGCUGAACCGGAGAUAGCUAACCAGCCUUACGGGUCGGGGAGUGUUACGGUAUGUCCCGCUGACCCCUUCCAACUCCACGGUCGACCACCUGUCGGUGAAGGACAAUUUUGAUGUAGUGAGGACCAUUUGAAAUGGAAGGAUAGGAAAAGGGAAGAAGGACCGUUUGAAAUGGAAGGAUAGAAAAAAAGGAAAAAAGGAUCGUUUGAAAUGGUAGGAUAGAAAAAGAUAGACGUCAAGCACAGAUGAGAGGAAGAUAUAAGAAAAAAUAUAGAUGAAAUUUGUUAGAAGUUGAAAAUAUAGACCAUUGAAUUCGUGAACAUCACAAGCAAAAAUUUAAAUCCCGUAAGUAGAACCUACGUCGGAGAGGAAUUCUUUUAAUCCUUACCCUGAAUUAUAUUCCUUAACAGGUGAUAGUAGCACAAGAAUACUGUCGGUCAGAACGGACGGUGUCGGAUUGUUCAAGUUAAGGUUAGGACAAACGUGGCGUGAAUUUGUUCGCCCUGAAAAUUAACAUUUUGAUCCAAAUUAUAGCUUUAAACGGGAUAGUAUUCUACCUGCACAAUUGUUGGGAAGAAGAAGGAUUACGUAUUGAACCGAUGUAAGUAGCGUAUAAGUUUCAUAGGGCAUUUCAUUAAUAAAGCUCCACAGCUUUUAGCUGAUUCAUGCUGAAAAGCCGUUUAUUCAAUCCACCCAACAAUUCUCGUGUCUGUAGACUGUGCUCGUAAUGUGUUCCUAUAGAACCAGUGUGGAAGUGCUUUACCCCUUCACCAUGUCAUCGGAACAGGAAAAUAUUGGUAGAGUACAGAUCGAAAGACGGUGGUUUUAGCUAGCAUAUUAUGCAAAGAGCUGAGGGAUAAAUGUUAAAGUGACCGAAUUAUUAACAGAAGAGAAAGUAAACAAAGAGAGUAACUCAUUGCAGAUAUGACGUUUUGAAAAAACGCUCAAGAAAUAUGUGAUAUAAAUUUUGGGUUGAUUAGUACCAGAUAAAUUUUGGCGAAAUGUGUGUUAAUAAAACGGUCAUGAUUAUGUGUAUUAUAGCAAUAUAUCUAAAUAUGACAAAGAAAUUGGCUGCACUACCAACCUCGCUAGCUGCAUACACUCAUCUGUCGUCGGGCACAAGAAAGGCAAGAUAACCAAAAACACGAAGCCAGUUGUCUCUUCUUGUCUUAGGCUUACCAGGAUCUAAUUUGACUGGUGCUCACUGGGUAAAUUGAAAGCGGAUCUAUUCAUUUGAGAGGAUCAAACGAAGGAGGUUGACUAUGAAUUGCAACUCUUUUGAAAGCGACGGUGAGUGAAAAGCCAUGAACCGAGCUUCAGAUCAACAGCCUCUGAUGCGUAUGAAUGCAACCGUAGAUGACUGAUUGAUUCCGUUCAUUCAGUUUCGAUUGAAUGAAAUGAAAUUUUACUGCACUGGACGGGAUUAUGGGUGUAAUGGUGAUUUGAGGGGGUGCGAGUCUGAAGAGACGAGGGGACGCAAAACCCGAAGCAAGUGAACAAGGCCUAUUUUCUAAAAGCAUUUAUGAAAAAGAAGAAGAUAACCGGAUAGUUAUGGAAUAGGUCCGGAACCAGCGACUUCCGGAAAUAUCGAUAGUGGAUAAUUCCAAUAAUCGUUAACUAGCCAUCAGUGAUCUGGACCUGCAAAUAGGGUAAACAGGUCUAAUACGCCCCCUUAAGCAAAAAUAGCGAUAUUUCACCAUUCGACACUAUGAUCUACUCACUAACUACUCUAAUUUAUUGUUAUAAUUAGAAAUUAAUUAGUUAGAAAUUAGCUCCCGUUUCAUUUUUUAUUAAAACAUCCUGAUACAAGUACUAUUAAACAUUUUUCAAAGAUGCCUAAAUUCUAGUUUUUUCUCUCACCCAUGGCAAAAUGCCCCCAGUGAAAGUGUAAUAUGACUCACAACAAGAGAACGGUAUGCCCCACAGCAAUCGGUGAAUAUGCCCCACAACAAAGAAUGGGGAGUUUUGGCCGGUGAUGAGCUGUUGUGAAUACAUGACACACAUAGUUUUAAGCCAAGCUAAAAACUAAGAUAGUAACUAUAAGU
This is a messenger RNA of Topomyia yanbarensis, 4833 nucleotides long. RefSeq lists its product as uncharacterized. The record is from RefSeq and is a predicted model, not a curated record. Gene Ontology annotation, molecular function: nucleic acid binding. Lineage: Eukaryota; Metazoa; Arthropoda; Insecta; Diptera; Culicidae. Bases 50 to 2902 code for a protein of 950 amino acids. The transcript has 2 exons. Gene Ontology annotation, biological process: DNA integration.